This is a messenger RNA of Miscanthus lutarioriparius, 1308 nucleotides long. Lineage: Eukaryota; Viridiplantae; Streptophyta; Magnoliopsida; Poales; Poaceae. The record is from the annotation of a GenBank genome assembly.
AUGCGGCUCCCAGCCGGCGCACGCCUUGCGCUCCUGCUCGCCCGCCGCUCCCUCUCCUCCUCCGCGUCCUCCUCCUCCCGUCUCCCGCGGGCGCACAGAGGGAUAUGGAGCGGUGCGGCACGCGCGGCGCCCUCCCGGAGUUGUCCCUUCUCGUCGCCGAGCAGCGCCCACAGGUUCUUCCACGGGACCAGGCCGGUGGCUGCAAGGGACUACUACGAUGUGCUCGGCGUCAGCAAGAACGCCAGCCAAUCAGAGAUCAAAAAGGCCUAUUAUGGGCUUGCAAAGAAGCUUCAUCCAGACACGAAUAAAGGUGAUGUGGAUGCAGAAUGUAAGUUUCAAGAGGUUCAACGAGCUUAUGAGACUUUGAAGGAUGAACAAAAAAGAUCAUUAUAUGAUCAGGUUGGUCCUGAUCAGUAUGAGAAAGCUGCUUCUGGCGGAGGCGGAACUGGCUUCGAGGGUGGUUUUGGAAAUCCAUUUGAGGAUAUUUUUGGUGGUGGCGGUGGCGGCGGUGGAAUGAAUGAUUUUUUUAGGAAUAUUUUCCGGGAUAGGGAUUUUGGAGGACGAGAUGUUAAGGUUGCGCUUGAACUAUCAUUUAUGGAAGCAGUUCAAGGGUGCAGCAAAACGAUCAACUUCCAAACGUCUGUAACAUGUGAAACCUGCGGUGGAACCGGUGUGCCUCCUGGAACCAAACCUGAAACAUGUCUAUCUUGCCGGGGGACAGGAUUUAUGUUCAUGCAAACCGGGCCCUUCAGGAUGCAAUCAACGUGCACAAAAUGUGGUGGUUCUGGGAAGAGUGUGAAGGAAUUCUGCAAGACAUGCAGAGGUAACAAAGUUGUGCCUGGAACGAAAUCAGUCCGCCUUGACAUACUGCCUGGUUCGGAUAACGAGGAUACUAUAAAGGUGGUUAGAUCAGGUGGAGAAGACCCAGAUGGCCGACCAGGUGAUCUUUAUGUGACCCUCAAGGUUCGUGAGGAUCCUGUAUUCCGGAGACAGAAAGGUGAUAUUCAUGUUGAUGCUGUCCUGAAUGUGACUCAGGCAAUUUUGGGAGGGACAGUUCAAGUCCCAACUCUCAGUGGAGACAUUGUUCUAAAGGUCAAACCUGGUACUCAACCUGGUCAGAAGGUAGUUCUGAGAGGAAAAGGGAUCAAGACAAGAAACUCACCGUACUAUGGAGAUCAAUAUGUCCAUUUCAAUGUCAACAUCCCUGUAAAUUUGACACCAAGACAGCGGGUGCUGAUUGAGGAAUUCGCGAAGGAAGAGCAAGGCGAAGAUGAGAAGGACGUGAAGGCAGCCGGGGCAUCAGGAUAG